Molecule: messenger RNA, 5980 nt
Organism: Macrosteles quadrilineatus (aster leafhopper)
Lineage: Eukaryota; Metazoa; Arthropoda; Insecta; Hemiptera; Cicadellidae
Exons: 25
Coding region: 60-2981 (973 amino acids)
Biological process (GO): intracellular protein transport
Cellular component (GO): cortical actin cytoskeleton
Molecular function (GO): myosin binding; small GTPase binding; actin binding
Source: RefSeq, a predicted model, not a curated record
UGUACAGUUCGGUUAAAAAUUAUCUUUGUGUUUUUAUAUUCUACAUAGCAUUAUUUAAAAUGGCAGCUCUGACUGAUGAUGAGUGCCAGAAGAUCGCAGAGGUGUUGGAAAGAGAUGCAGAGGUUCGGAUGAGGGAGGAACGACGGAUCAGCUUGCUACGCGCCGUGCUCACAGACAGCACCGCCCCCACUGCCGCCUCCACCGCCUCCAAGAUCUGCGCCCGCUGUGGACGCCGCCUCUCCGUGCUCACCCUGGGCUACGGACGCCGCCUCCAGUGCGCCCACUGUCGUCUGCCCGUGUGUCGUCACUGCUGUACCAAGACAACCACCAGACGAUGGUUGUGUGUGUCGUGUCGCAAGCUUAGGGACGUGCGACUACAGUCAGGAGAGUGGUUCUAUCAGCAGCUGCGGCAGCGCUUCCGCUCCACCGUGGCGGCUAUCAGCAACUCUGAUAAGAAUGACAGUGAGGUGCAAGAGUUCAUGGAAAGACUUGUAGAAGGAAUAAUUGGAGCUGGUUUGGACGACGUGGCGUUGUACCCUCUCUGUGACCACCCCCACUACAUAAACUUCUGUGAAAAGUACCAGAACCCUCUAGUCCAAGCGCUGCGAAGACUGUACGCUAACCUCAAGAUGGCUUUAUCUGAUGCCGUGCCAAAAGAUGCGGAGACUGCUUGUGACCUUCACGCCGAGUUGAAAGAUCUCAUGAAGCAGAUGAUACAGGAGGCCAGAACACACCCUCCGUUGUCGGAAGACAAUGGAGAGGCGAGUUGGUGUCCUCCCUCAGGAACCUCUCCUGAGUCCCUGGGACAACGUAGUUACGAGGACAUUCUCGCCACAGCCAUCCUCAACAAGAUCUUUUCCAAAUAUCAACGAGACAGACCUAGACGAAGGCAGAGGUUACAUGAAAAGACUGUUGAUAGAAAUAGUAACCUGCUUUCAACUAAAUUGACAGCCACUAUGCAAGAGGCUGUUGGUAGGACUGACUCUCAAUCAGAAGACAGCGACAGUUUGGCCAACUCUGGUGAAGAAAACAGCUGGAGUGAAUCUAGUCAUCACGAACCUUUGUCAGUAACGAUUGAGGAGUGCAUUGAAGAGGUGACGACAAGGUACAGUUCUGACGAGGAGGAACCAAAGACAGAGCUCGACAGGUUCCUGUCCAGUCUACAAUAUAUUAAGAGGCAGAGAGCUCCAUUCCCGGAGUUUGGCAAGGAUGUUGUCGAUGGUGGAAUGUCGUCGGAGGAAGCAGAAGACGAGAGUGAUGGAGGAGAGGAGGGAAGAACAACUGCGGACUCUAUAGCAGUAAACCCUGUCGACUCGUGGGAAGAAAACUGGCUGUUUCAGCGACGCAAACUAAAAACCAACGUCGGGACUUGUCAACCUGUACCUGUACCUAUGUUGGUGCCUCACCCUACCACGGACCUUCGUGCCAUGAUCGGAGAUGUCGACGCAGACGAAAUGUCAGAUUUGAGUGACUGCAGUGACAGUGUUCUUGAGGACUUAGUCGACGGACCUGACGACAAAAAGUAUUUUGAAAGUCAGUUUGAAGACGAGUCUGAGGAAGAGAAACCGAUCGAGGUAAAGGAGAAAGAGCGAGAAGUGUUCUUGAAGUACAUCAGUGAUGAUCUAAACAAGCUGAUAGCUCCUCAGCACCACCGAGGCAUGUCGCCUGAUACUGGGCAGAGAGAAGAACAAGGAUAUGACGUUGAGCCUAAGAAUGAGGAAACACAAUCAGCUGAUACGGACAGGUCAAGUGAUGAAGUGAAAUCAGCUGUUUCUGUACAAAGUGGAUCAGCUGGUUCUCCUAUAGAGACUGAAAGCUCCAAAAGUUAUAGUGUGGCAGAGGCAAGGAACAUCAGCGUACCUUUGGUACAAGUUGAUUCAGGCGAGGGAUCGCUUGAUAUGCAGCAAGAAGGAGAGUACACCGUAGCUUACGCGACCUUAGCGCAAGUUCGGUCGUCUCCAACACCUACCCCUACACCCCAGCCGUCACCUGUGCCUAAACCUAGAUCUGUCAAGUCUACCUCAACAAACAGUGAAAUAACGGAAGACAAUGAAGAGGAGAGCUCAACGACGGAGGUUCAAGCCAAGCAAGUUACUGGUCAUGAUGAAAUCCAAGACAAUGAAACCUCGUCUUUAUUGGAAUUAUCAGUUCCACCCAAGCCAGGUACGAUAGCGGAGAGAGAACACCUGAAGUGGGAGAAAGCUCCUCCCCUCGCCAACAACCCUUACUCAACAGAGAAUAUAGCGAGGAGACAGCGACAGCGGAUGUACCUUAGUAGACAUAGUAGCAGUGAAAAUUCCAUAGAGUUUCCUGAGCUCACAGGCAGCAAGGAGCCGUCUCUGCUAGAGAUUGACAGCAAACACCGACGGCAGGAUUACAACAAAUAUGUUCGAGACUACUAUGUCAACGUGGGGGAAGGAGUGGAGGUCGCCAAAACCAAAGUUCCACCUAGACCUGCGUCCACGGAGCCUCGAACACCUUCUCACAGCUGUUCACAACAACAGGUGUCUGUCAAGGUGGAAGUAGAGGUUGCAGUUUCCAAGAACUGUUCCGUGUCAGGAGCGCCAACUGUAACACAAACCUCGGCUCACCAUGUCUCAGCGGUUGUUACACCUGAUGAUCAAUCGUACAUAUCAUUACCGUCUGUGAGACAGUUGGCUAAACAGUUCUCUACGCCUGACGAUAAGAUUCCUAUCCCUACUUCUCCAGUGCCUGUAAGAAAAGGUCCAGAACUGAGACUUCACUCUCCAAUCAGACAAGUCCACAGUCUAACAGCCAGAAACAUAUCCCGAGAGUUCCGGGAGAAUUUACGAGGUUCAACGACAGUCCCAGUCGUUAAGGUCGUAGGAGAGCCUGAUAGUUCGGGACACGUGUCUGAAGACAGCGGCACAGUUUCCCCCACCCCCUGCCCUCAUCCUGCGCCUCGGAGAUUAAAGAUACAGAGCGACAUUCAGUUCUGGGAGCAGAAGCGGCAGAGGUAGCCGGGGAAAUCAGCUGCUUCGACACUGAUGUUAAAUGUUUUUUCCCUCCUCAUGAAGGUUGUGCUUCCAGGGAAGGUUGAUAUUGACUACAAGGAGUUAGCAUUAGUCAAAAUAACCUAAAUAAGUUACGAUGGUUGUAUUUUUAGCAAAGUUUGUCAGGGUUGAAGAAUUUUGUUUAAGAGCAUUGACCAGUUAAAUAACAUUGUAAAUUGUAAAAUAUAUUCUUCAAAUCUAACUACUUUGUCAUAGUACGCGUUGAGAAUGGCUAACUGAAAAUUAAAUGCUUGUAAUCAAGGCAGUCCUAGUUGUAGGAUUUUCUCAGCUACAUUUGGCACUGACACAAUAUUUCAUGGUGUAUUUAUAUCAAAGAAAUGUCAGAAAUUACUCUGUUUAGUCAAAGUUUGAACAAACAAUAAAAAAAAGUUAUAACAACUACCUGUUUAAGCCUGAUUUUUUAAUACAAUAAUGCUACACUAUGGUUUUUGAAAGUUCAUAUCCUUCAUUCCGAGUAAUGUUUAUAAAAGGUAAUUUCUGGUAAUCUCUUAAACAAAUCUUUCAUAAAAUUUGGUUUACAUUUGCAUCAUAUGUUUGAGAGUGUCAGAUUAAAAGCAUUAUCAGGCCAGGAAUAAUCACAAACAAUUAUUAUAACAGCUAGAAAUGGUAAAUCAAAGACUAUACAACCAUAACAUUAAUUUAAUAAAGUUUCUGUAGUCUUACAAGAUUAACAUUCUUCCCUUCAAUGUAUAUUACAGGGAAGUCAAAUAUUCACCAUACUUGUUGAAGUCAACGGAAUAUUUUUUUUUCUUUUGGUGGGUUGAGCCCUAUGGUUUAUUACCACACAUAUUGUCACAGAGAAUAAAUAAAGUAAGGGCUACAGCACUCCUAUCUUAUUUUGAUAAUAGAAUAAAAACAUGUUUCCUCAAUUAGUUUUGGUUGUGUACGAAGCUAAUUUUCCAUUUGGGCAAUUCUUUAAUAGGUGCUCACCUUUAUGGUUGCUUUAAUUUUGUUGAUUUUUCCAAUCAAUUCACAACAAACGAUCAGCUGGAUCCUAUCAACCAUAAUUUACACAGCUUUGCUUACAUUUUUGUUGCGAUAUUUUUGUAGGUAAACUAUGUGAAUUAGUACUUUUGGUAGUUUAAAGUGUCGUGGAGUCAAAAGGCAAAACGUACAUGCUUUCACGCUUAAACAGUUUACAAGAGACAAACAAAAACAAUAUAUUCACAAAACGUAUAUAUCAUUAUCAUAAUAUCAUUGUCCAAUCAGUGUUAAAACUGGAGUUACAACCAUUGAAAUGAUUGAAACUUUUUAAGAGAAGUGACUCAGCCCUUACAUUAUUUUUUUCUCUAUAGCCCUAACUAACCAUUUUGCAUUCUUUAUAAGUUAAGUGACCAUACAGUAUUAUUAAUAAAAUAUAUUAUUAUAGUUCAAACUUCAACUGACUAUAAAUAGCAACGUAGACAUCUCAUUUAUGGUUAAUUUGUACUGGUCUCAUUUAUAUGAAAGGGAUGAAUUUAGGAUGAAAUUCAAACACAAUAAACUCAUCAUUAAACCAGCCUAAUUGGGUUUGCAUUUCAAAGUUUUAUGGGUUUAUGAAAUUCAGAAUGAUAUGAAUUCAUCUUAAUAAAUCCUUAAUAUUAAGAAAAUAAUCUUCCAACAGUCCUAUCAUUAUCAUUAUCAAUUGAGAUGCAGACGCCACCUAGGUGCGCAUUUUAACAUAUCAGCACCUGGAUAUCUUAAAACAAAUUGCCUUUUACAUAAAAUGUCUUCAAAAUAAGUAUUGCAAGUGCUGUAGAUGUGCAAUAGCUCUAGAAUACCUAUUUUAGCUUGAAUGUAUGAAAUGUUUCUAAAUUGCUGUAUAUAUUAAUGUCGGGAUUAAGCAAAGCCCAAUGGGGCCAAGAUAAUAUAUGGCCUCGUGUAUCUAUUGUAAAGUGGACUCAGCGGAAUAAAACCAUUAAAGAACCUCACAGUUAAGUUAAAGAUACAACAAAACAAUGAGUUGUCUUCCAUAAAUGUUUAUAGUCAAUUUUAAGUUGAGGUGGUAAUUUAUUAGCUUGUUACUAUGCAAAAUAUUAAUUAGUAAACUACAGAUCUAAAAUAGUUAAAAGGUUUAGAGCAUAGAACAUGACGUUUCAACACAAAAGAAAAGGUGGUUUUUGUAAAAUUAUUCUACUCUUUAGAAAAUUGUAUCUCUUAAAGGACAAUGCUUGCUGAUUGAAUUAUGGUAUCCUACUUCACAUAAAUAUGACAUAAUGACAUUUUGAUGACAUGAAUAUCACAUGAAGUAUUUACUUGUUUAUAUAAACCUGAUUAAGCAAAGUCCUCAGUGUGUACUUUGAAGUGUAUUUUAAUAGCAUGGACAAAAAUCCAAACUGUUUUUAGUUUUAUUAAAAAAUUAGACAUUACUUAAUUAUUGUUCAGUGAAAUAUCUUACUAUACAUUUGGUGCAAAUACCUGCACUCGAGAGAUGUUGAAUGUUGCAAUAGGUCUUAAAAAUAUGAAUUUGUAAAUAUCUUGGAUUUUAUAAAGUUACCCUUCCAAAAGAAAAACCAGGGGUAUUUAUGUCAGGUUAGCAGCUGUCAAAAAAAUUGGGAAAAUCUGGAAAACAUCGUACUACUUGACUUAUUCAAGACUCUGAGACGUUAAACUCAAAGCUUUAUGUUAUUGCUAAAAAUAAAAAGUGUCCAAUAAUAAAAGCAUCUGCCAUAAAAAAUUAUAAGUCCACACACUUUUUAGUGUUCUAUAAUUUUUGUCAUAUUACCUCCUAUGACAAUGUAAUUGAAUCAUUAACUUUAUUCUUAUAACCUUUGGGAAGAAGCUUUUUUUUACCUGUCACUAUCUUUUGUACUAGUAAUAAUUCUAUAGUUAUUUGUAGUAUAUUUAUUAUUAUUAUUACCAGAGAAUAUAUUCCAUAUUUUAAUAUUGUGCCAAAGAUUGUACAGAUUAUUGUUUUAGAAUAGCCCUAUAAAAUAUAUAUGUUAGAGCUUUGUAAGUAUGUUUCA